GUGGUUUCCUUAUAUAGACUUGGAAGCCUCGUGGUUUAUUUAUAUGAGGAAUGAGUCGGGUUCGGUGCGAGGCCGAUUUGGAGAGCGCGCGCAAGAAGCCGCGGCAGGACGCGAAUGAUGUGCUGAUCGUCCCGUUCGGGCCGAUGUCUGUGGAGGCAGGCGAGGCGGCUCAAGCGCAGCGAUCGGAGCGCGCCAAGGCCGACGCACAGCUGGGCGCCAACAUGCUGCUGCCGCCGUAUCAGGGCCGGCUGGUGGUCGGGAGCACGGGCGUGAUCGCGCGCACGAUGGCGCAUCUGCGCGCGCGGUACGCCUUUGUUCCGAUCCCGGGCCAGACCAAGCUUCGCAAGGUGUACGCGUGCGAGACUCCGGCCUGCAACGCUCGUAUGGAGUGGGUUGCCAAGGAUGCUACCGCCAAGGCCUGGCUCGUUUCGCAUAGCCCGCACAGCCAUGCGGCAGCCGCGCCGACGCCUACGGCGACACCCGGCCAGCUGACAAGGCAAGCGCUGCGCAACAAGAACUUCUGCAUCGCCAAGACUUGGGUGGAGACGUUCAAGCGUACACUGGUCGCCGCUGAGCUGAGCAGGCGCGAGGAGGGUGCUGCGUCAGCGGAAGCUGCGCAGGAGCUGCUUGUGCAAGGCGUGGCCAGCAGCAUCGGGGAGGGGCAGUGGUGCAAGCUGCGCCCGGAUCUGGACGCGCUCGGCGUGAAGCUCGACGCCAACGGCAUCGUCACGCACCUCAAGUACGCCCUCGCGCCGCCCAAGCCGCCCAGCGCACACCUCGUGGAGGUGAUGCAGGCUGGUGCCAUCCGCGACAUCCUGAUGGGCAUGGGCUGGGCCGCGCUGCCGGAGCAGCAGGUUCGGGUGUUCGACAUUGACCUUGCCGCUGCGGAUGCGCUCGCGCUGGAGGCCCUGCAAGGGUGGGCACGCAUAGCGGGGGUGGCGCUGCAAGGCGAAGGCCAGAAGCUGGUGCGGCGCCAGCAGGGGCUUAGCACCGGCGGCGACAAAACCUCGUGGUACCAGCAGUGGUUCGCGGAGUGCCCGUUCGGCCUGCUGGAUGUCACCGGGCAGGACGUGCUGGUGUGUGCCGUGCGGCGCACAGCAGAUGGUGGGCUGCAACGCGCGCCGCUCGUCUCUGUAGGGCAGGUGUCGGGCGAGGCGGGGCGCGCUCUGCGCAACAAGGUGGCGCGCACGUGUCAAGAGGUCCACAAUGGCGACGCCUGGGCUCACAUCGACAAGCACUACGACGGCAACUUCUGGAUGGCGGGGCUGGCGUCGCCUGCUCGCGUGGGACACAUCAUCUGCAGGUACGUCAACCAGAUCAUCUACGAGUGCGAGGCGGAGCAUUAUCCAUUCAGCAUCGAGGAGGCGCUGGAGGAGAUGUGUACGGCGGUGUGGGAGGCGGCGGUGCAGGUUGCGCCGUACCUGACCAAGUACAGGGAUGAGUUCUUGUCUGCCUGGGGGCGCCAGGCGAUGUACGGCGACACGGCAACUAACCUCGUGAGCAUGACCAAGAACUGCGCGGUGUCGUUGCACUUCGACACAACGGACGGGCCGUACAGCAUCAUGCUGUGGCGCCACAACGGUGCCGGCAGCCUGGACGGCGGGCAUUUCUUGAUGCCUGGCGCCUCCAUCAAGGUGCUGCCGACCGACAUGACGAUCGUGGUGCUGGCUGCUGGCAUGGUCACGCAUGGGACGGCGCCCGUGCUGGAGUCCACUGGCGACGCGCGGCGGUAUGGCUACUCGCAUUUCCUGCGUGUGCCGGCCAUGGAGCGUGUGGCGCGGCUGAUCAAGGCAUCUGGCGGAAAGAAGAAGAUGGAGGAGCUGCAGGUACAGGGCAUGAAGCGCGUGUUGGCUGCACGUACAGCAGCGGAUCGGAAGGCGCGGCGGGAUGAAAUCCAGAAGCAGCGGGACGAGCUCCUGAAGAGCGCGCUGGACGGCGAGGCGCUGCCCGAGGGCGAGCAUUUAGCGUUUGCUGUGCGAGGGUUGAAGUGGCACCGGGACAUUGUGAAGUGCCUGGUAUGGCAGGACUUCAAGGGCAAGUCCUGAGACCUGUAGCAGGAGGAGCGGGUGGGUAGUAGUGGUUCGUGUAGAGGCGUGUUGGGCUGUGUAAGUGAGAGGUCAUGGGAGUACACAACGCAAAUAAAGCAAGAACAGCGGGAGUUUGGUAGGCAGCGCCAACAGGCGCGAACGCUGCUGGGGAGUUGGUGUGUUGCAGUGGGAGUUGGGCCAUGCACGUGAGACAGCGAGUGGCCGUACAGGUGUUCGCAUUUGCAUGUUAAAAGGACUGUGCCAUUUGCGCCAAGCAAGUGGAUGGAGUGGGUGGGUGAUGAACUGGAUUGUGGGGUAGAGCUGUGGGCAGGGGCAUGCGUUGGGGAACCGGUUUUUCUGUGAGGGCGUGUGGGUGCGCUAAGGGCAAUGUAACAAGACAGCGUGGCUGUAGUCAGGUAGCAGUGUAGGGUUGCGGUUGGGGCUGGGCUGCAGCGGAAGUAGAAGUAGGGGUAGCUGCUUGUUGUGGUGAAGAUGCGCGGGGUGUCGUGCUGGCGAAAGCUUGCAAAGGUAGUGGGGUGCUGCAUUGAGGCGCAUGAGGCGCAGUGCAUUGGCAGAGGUGCUGGAAUGGACAGGAGGCAGCGAGUGCAAUGGCAUGAGAUGAGCGUUUGUAUACAAUGAAGGUGUGCAGAACUCGCAACGUUGGCAACGUGCAACAUCAAUGUGUUUGUCGUGGUACCAUAAGCAGAACUGCGCCAGGCUGUAAGCACUGAGACUA
Messenger RNA from Chlamydomonas reinhardtii, 2763 nucleotides. RefSeq lists its product as uncharacterized. Lineage: Eukaryota; Viridiplantae; Chlorophyta; Chlorophyceae; Chlamydomonadales; Chlamydomonadaceae. The transcript is spliced from 10 exons. The record is from RefSeq and is a predicted model, not a curated record. Bases 51 to 2045 code for a protein of 664 amino acids.